Messenger RNA from Dioszegia hungarica, 1089 nucleotides. RefSeq lists its product as uncharacterized. The transcript has 2 exons. The coding region runs from base 1 to 1089 and encodes 362 amino acids. The record is from RefSeq and is a predicted model, not a curated record. NCBI's taxonomy places the organism in Eukaryota, Fungi, Basidiomycota, Tremellomycetes, Tremellales, Bulleribasidiaceae.
AUGGAACAGCUGCCUACGGACGUCAUCACACACAUGCUCGCUCAUAUGAGCGCAGCAGAGAGCAGUUCUGUCCAGAAUUCAAUGCUUACCGUCUCAAAGUCCGAUUACCUCACUGUCCUACCCAUCCUAUAUCGCUCGGCGCGUAUCACCUCCCGUCUCGCGGCGCACUCAUUUCUACUCGGCGCCACUCCAAUCGAUGUCCCCAGCGGCGUCGAGGAGCUCUCGACCGCGGAACUACUCAGCGCGGGUCACUACAAGCUCGCGGCGCUGCGAUACGUCCAGCAUAUCUAUGUCGACCUCGACGCUCUCCGGGCUGGCUACCGCGUCGAUGGCAGCUAUGCAGCCGUCGAUGGGCCCGGCCUAACGUCCAACCAAUUUCUCUCGGCACUGGAGGCUUUACCUCGAGAGGUGUUGCCGUCGCUGGAGACGGUAUCGGUCGCUCAGCGAGAGCUGGGAAAGCGUCUCCGCUACGAGGACGUAGGUCUCGCUUGCUAUUCGGAUCUGGGCCAGGAACGGGUCGUCACUCGACUUUGGCAGCAGAUCCCCCUGGGCCCGGUUCGCCUCUCCUCUUCUUCCACGCCCAUGGCCCACUUCCCGUCCGCUCUGCGGAUUUGGCACGUCCAUGCCUUACAGACCUUCGCAAUCAUCCCUGGCGGCACGACCGAAAUCCACGUUCCUCCCGGUUUUCCUCGGUCCCGCUCUUCCCACCUCCCCUUCAAUUGGGAUCAUGUGGUCUUCGAUGAUCCCCCGAAAGAGGCGGAUCUCGGUCUUUGGAUCGGCGCCCAAGUCUGCUCUGCGCUGCUCAAAGCUCAGCUGCAGAUCGACCAAGGCGGAGAACAGCGUCAAGCGGUCAUUGACCGAACUCGGGUCGUCAUUGUUGGUCUUUUCCCCUACUCGACCCGCUGCGACCCUCAGGAGCGUAGGGAGGCGGAGCAUGUCUUUGCACAGACCGUCGUCGCCGCAGCCAAGUCAUUCCUCAGCAGGGUGACGACGGCGAUGACGGACCUGACUCGAGUGCGGAUUGAGCUGCGGAAGGCGGACAAGGCACAUCGGUGUCAGGCGUGUGGGGACCACGGUGCUGCGCAGUGA